Molecule: messenger RNA, 4911 nt
Organism: Bursaphelenchus okinawaensis
Lineage: Eukaryota; Metazoa; Nematoda; Chromadorea; Rhabditida; Aphelenchoididae
Source: the annotation of a GenBank genome assembly
AUGUGGAAUGGCAAAAGUUCUGGCGUGUUUAAUAGCACCAAGUCGUUCGCAAGGCGGUAAGUUGGAUAUAUGUUAAUAUAAUUUUUUAGUGCUAAUGGUACUAUGAUUUUUUGGUACUAUUGGUACUCUAAUGCUCAAAAAUGAUAUAUAUAUUGUUUGAUAAUGUAAAAUACGGCAUUUCUUUGUGAUAUAUAAAAUUUUUUGAUGUCUUCAAUUUUAGCCGCCAAUCCAACCUCUCCACCUACCAGUACCAUCUGUAUGGCGCUAAGCCAAAGAAAAAGUGCCAAAAGUAUACGGAAGCUCAAAAGUAUUUAAUGCUGGAGAGGAUCGGCGGACGAAACCAACAAUUUAUGGCAAAUUCGGCCGAUGAAGCCUCGAGAAACUUCCCAAAACUAAUUUCAUUCCAAGAAGACCCGAUUAGUACUAGACUGUAUGAUGGGUACAGUGCUGAUGAAUUGUAAGUAUGGUAGUUGUGGUAGUAAAAGGGUAAUGGUAUAAUACGAAAAAAAGGAUAAAUGGCAAGAACUUUCUUUACAGAACAAACAAUGGCAAGGACUUUCUUUCCAAAACAUAAAAUGGCAAGGACUUUCUUUACAGAGCAAAAAAACAAAUAAAAAUUUUUCUUUCUCAUUUUUAUUCGCCCGAUCAAAAAAGACCAAGCGUUCUAAAAUUUUAAAUUUCCAGCCACAUUUGCAUGAGCUGAGUCAAGUACCAACCUUGAUUGGACUUCAGAAAGUCAAGGAUAACAAAUCUCUCUUUAUUUUAUAUAAAAUCAAAAGUUGUCUUUUGAUUGGGUUUCCCCGAAAACCGAGAAAGCUCUCUUGGAAAAGAAGAGAGCACACUCUUUUCUCGCUUUCUCUGACCACUCUCUCUUUUUGCACUGGUUUCUCACUCGUUUUGAGGGUUUUUUGGUUUAUUUAGGUAAUAAAUGAAAAUUUAGGUAAUAAUAUAAUUAAAAAAGUUAAAUAUAGUGUAAAAUACGUUGAAUCUAUUUUGUUUUUAAAUUUUUAUUUUUUGAACAUUUUUUAAAAUAAAAAAAACCACUUUUAGUGACAUGUCCAACCCAUUGGUGGAUGACUUUGUGUGUGACAAUACUUGUCAGGAGAUUCGUCGAAAGCUGGGCUAUCUAGUAACCCACACUUUUAAGAGUGGCAAAAAGUUUAUGGGACCAUUUGGAGAUGAUCAUACUGCUGAGGCUGAAAAUGGUACUACUGGCCCUACUGGUACUAAUGGUACCGAUGGUACUACUAGUGCUGACGAAACUAAUGGUACUGGUAGUGGAAGUGUUAAAAAUGAACAAUUUAAGAUUUCUCCUGAUGACAAUGGCACCAAAAGUAAAGGUUGUAGCCUAGGUAAGUAGGGGUUACGGUAGUUUUUGGUAUUUUAUAGUAAUUUUAAUGGUUUUUUAAAAAUUUAGUAAAAAUGUAAGCAAAUUUAUUGUAGUAGCAACUAAUAUCAGUACAUUGGUUGUCUUGUAAGUCGAAGCUUGUAUCACAGUUGAAGCAAGCUUUACAGUGUAACUUAAUAUUUAGGUGUUAUUGGGUAAGGCUCCGUGGUGUUGUUGACAUAAGGAGUCGGUAAACAGGCCUAAAAGAAGAUAAUACAAUAUGUUUAACGAUAGGACAUGAUAUAACAGGAUAGGGUAGGACAAGAUAGAGUAGGGCAAGGUAUGGCAUAGGGCAGGGUAAUGUAGGGCAGGCUGAAGUAAGUUACAUGAUGGUACGGUAGGGUAGGGUGAGUUACGGACGUUUACGGUUAGUUAUGGUAGAGUUGAGAACGUUACGAUAGGGUACGUUACGGUAGGGUAGGGUAGGAUACUAAAGAGUUACCUUACCCUAUCCCACCCUAAAGAGUAGGGUGGGAUAGGGUAAGGUAAGGCCAUAUAGGGUCAUACUUACCUCACCAAUGUCCAUAUUGAUGACAAACAUGACAAAAGCAACUGCUAGCGCUAUCAUUUCUCUAAUCAUUUUUAGUACUCAGUGAACAAGGUGUACUUGAAUAACAAAAGUUUAAAAAGUUAAAUUUGAAAACAGAGCUUUUUAAUGACAUUUAUACUUUUCCAUUAGCUUUUAUGACUAGCCAAUACAAUAGAAGCCAUGAGUACAAUAAGUUGAACAGGUAUUUGAUUAAUCAAUCGAAUUCAAUAAAUAUUAAUCAUACAGUUGUGGGACAAAAGCGUUUUUAUGAAUUUUAAAAUUAUUUCAAAAGAGGGUAAAGUACAAAAUGUAGGACUAGACUAAAAGUUAUAAUCAAUCUACACGAGAGUUUUCGCUAGCUUAGAACUAAAAAGGGUAAAGGUAAGACUAAGUAUGGUUAUUGCAGAGCUAGGGCUAAGAUAAGGAUAAAGCUAGACUAGAAUACAGAGAGCGCCAAUAACGAGCUAGGAGUGGCCUAGAAUGAGCGUAAGGCUAAGUCAGGGCUAUCAUAAGAAUAGAAGUAUGAUUGGACUUUGAUAAGAAUAGGGCUUGGGUUAGACUAAAGUUAAGGUAAAGCAAUGGCUGAGCUAAAACUAGGCUAAGGUAAGAAUAGAUCUAGAACUCGGCUAAAAAAGGGUAAGACUAGGCUUUUGCUAAAAUAAGGAUAAGAUUAGUAUUAGGCUAACCAUAGGCCUAGAACUGGACUAGAAUGAGAAUAAAGUUAGGGCGGAGUUAGGUAUAUAAGAUGACAAAAGGCUAGGAUUUUCAACGUUAUGUCUGACAAACAGGCUGGCUAUACCUGCCUAUGAAAAGGGCUAACUAAUGGGUUUGAUAUGGGACCACCCAAAAGACUAGAACUUUGAGGAUGGCCUAACAUAAUAUUAUUACUUUGAAUAGGAGGCAGUAAAAGUGGAUUACUAUUUAAAAACGUCCAAAAAGGUGACAUAAUUGGAGGUGGAAAAUUCUGGGUUGGAGCUACUGGCUUGUAUUUAGUAUUGUUAAGCCUGGUCCACCAUGAAUUACUUAAAAUUUGGUUUGGUAUUUUUGGUGGUACUGUAGAAUGUGCUACAGUAAGAUUUUUUGUGACAUUGGAGUGUGGUUUAUCAUCAUCGCUAGUGGCUAAAUCUACAGAAAUUUGGUUGUGGGACAGCUUUAGUUCUUCACUUGACUCUAAAGCUUGUAGUCCUUCAAAACUGUCAUCAGAAAUGUUUAGGACGUUAGCGUCAUGAUGAUGGGUUACGUCUUCUUCUUCUUUCUUUCCGCCAAAACACGCCUGAAUUAAAAAUGUCAUAAGCUUUACAAAACGUACGGUAGUUAAGGGUAGGUCAGGUUAGAGUGGGAGAAGAUGAGAAGGUAAGGUAGAGUAAGAUAGGUAAAGUUGAAUGCAGUGUUUUGCCCGGACCGGUCCGGAGCGUUUUUCACCGGUCCGGUCCGGCGAUUUUCGGGUCCGGUCCGGUCCAAACCUCAAAUUUUUGGGUCCGGUCCGGUCCAAACCCAAAAUUUCUGGGUCCGGUCCGCAAAAAAUUUUUUUUUUAUUUUUAAAAAAAGCAAAGAGCGCUAACACUGCUUUCUUUUUGCUUAAAAACUCUUAAAAAUACAUUUUAUUUGCAAUUUUUAAAUCAUUUCUAUUAAAAUAAAAAAAAUUUUCCUUGCGGACCGGUCCGGAGCUUUUUCUUCGGUCCGGGUCCGCAGGUUUUUGGGUCCGGUCCGGUCCGGACCCGUCCGCGGACCGGACCGGUCCGGCAAAACACUGGUUGAAUGGGGUAGGCUAGAGUAUGAAAAUAUUAUAAGUGAUCGCCAGGGUAGUAGAAGGUAAGGUGGGUAGGGUAGGGUGGGGUGGGGUGGGGUAGGGUAGGGUAGGGUAGGGUAGGGUAAGGUAGGGUAGGGUAGGGUAGGGUAGGGUAGGGUAGGGUAGGGUAGGGUAGGGUAGGGUAGGGUAGGGUAGGGUAGGGUAGGGUAGGGUAGGGUAGGGUAGGGUAGGGUGGAUUUACUUACAUGGACGUUUAGAAAACAUAGUAGUAAUACGACAAACAUUGCUUUGGGCUCACAAAAUUAGCUUUAUGAUAUAUGUUACGAAUAAUUUUUUAUAAGCGUCUUUUAGGUAAAAAGAACUUUUUUUAUAGCAGCUUUAUAUUAGUUAUAAUAAUAGUUUUAUUGUAGGUAUGAAUAAGUAAGCUAUGAGUAAAAACGUUUGAGUUGAGUUUGUCUUCACGACUAGGGCUAGGGCUCAUAUACCUCUCUUUCUAUACAUUUUUAUAACUUCACAUUUUAGGUAACGUAUUUUACACUUUCAGACCGAUUUAUAACAAUUGGCAAUUGUACCUCACGAGGAGAUGAAGAAGUAAUGGAUCAUGAGAAGCUGUGCACCGCUUGUCAAGGCAUUUUCGUAUUGAAUUCGGACUGUUUCCCAAGUUUUUUGAAUGCUGUUGAUUGUGGCAAAGGUGACAAUCGAUGUGUUUUUGAUCAUUUCACUGGCUAUGGUAAGUUUUUUGGCCUUAAGAAAUCAAAACUUAUGAUUUUUAAAAAACUUUUUUUUCGACCGGUCGAUAAUUUUGUUUGCUAAAAAUUUUAAUUUUUGUGUUAUAAAAUGUCAUUUAGAGCUAGGGCAAGGUUAUAAAACAACAAAAAAGCCAAAAUCUAAAUGGAAGAAUAAUCGACCGGUCGAUUAUUUUUUUGUAAAAAGGCUAUUUUUAGAUCUUAAAUUAUCAUUUACAGCAAAGAUAAGGUCAUAUAACUAAAAAAAACUUAAAAAAAAAGAAAAAUUAUCGACCGGUCGAUUAUUUUUUUUGGCCCAAAAAUAAAAAUUUCUGUUAAAAUUGCCGUUUUAGCUCAAGGCAAGUGCACCACGAAGACCUUAAGCUUCAAAGUGAUGCAUAAUCGAGGCACAAAAGACUGUGAAGACUGGGAGUUUGUCUAUAUUGACAUUCCUGUGGCUUGUGAAUGCUUUUUGAGUAAAACUUCAUUUUUGGACACAUUGCCAAAUGAAGAAACGUAG